AGGCUCGGAACUCCGUUUAUUCUGGGGCGGGCUGGGGCAAGUGCCACGUCAGCUCUAGGUGACCGGACGAGGCCACUGUCUCUUAAGUUGUCUAGAGUCCUCAGCACUUGUCUAGGACGCCAGGAGAGGCUGUGGUCAUGGUGAAUGAAGAUCCUAGCCACGAAGGGCUCGAUGGCGCGCCGUCGCAGACUUCUGCACUCCAGGAGAACCCCAACCUCGCUGCCCAACCCAGCGUCUCCGGCCACCCCAGCAUCUCCGCCCACCCCAGCUUCUCAGCCCAUGCUAGCACCUCCGCGCAUCCCAGCGUCUCGAUCCAUCCCAGUGUCUCUGUGUACCCCAGUAGUUCAGCCCACCCCAGUACCUUGGCUCAACCCAGUGGCUUGGUCCAACCCAGUAGCUCGGGCCAACCCAGUAGCUCCGGCCCUGAGGACCUUAGCGUGAUCAAGGUGAGCAAGCGCCGGUGGGCAGUGGUCCUGCUGUUUAGCUGCUACUCCAUGUGCAACGCCUUCCAGUGGAUCCAGUAUGGCUCCAUCAACAACAUCUUCAUGAACUUCUACGGGGUCAGUGCCUUUGCCAUCGACUGGCUCUCCAUGUGCUACAUGCUGACAUACAUUCUGCUGCUGCCUGUGGCCUGGCUCCUGGAGAAAUUCGGGCUGCGCACCAUAGCCCUCACCGGCUCUGCUCUCAACUGCCUGGGGGCCUGGGUGAAGCUGGGCAGCCUCAAGCCCCAUCUCUUCCCGGUCACCGUGCUGGGCCAGGUCAUCUGCUCCGUAGCCCAGGUCUUCAUCCUGGGCAUGCCCUCCCGCAUCGCCUCCGUGUGGUUCGGGGCUAAUGAGGUGUCCACGGCCUGCUCCAUCGCUGUCUUUGGCAACCAGCUUGGAAUUGCCAUUGGAUUCUUGGUCCCUCCUGUCUUGGUGCCCAACAUCAAAGACAAGGCUGAGCUGGCCUACCACAUCAGCAUCAUGUUCUACAUUAUAGCAGGGGUGGCCACUCUGCUUUUCAUCCUUGUCGUCAUCGUGUUCAAGGAGAAGCCUAAACAUGCCCCCAGCAGGGCCCAGUCGCUGAGCUACACCUUGGCGUCCCCUGAUGCUUCGUAUUUAAAUUCCAUCAUCCGACUCUUCAAAAACCUCAACUUUGUGCUGCUCAUCAUCAGCUAUGGUCUGAAUGCUGGUGCUUUUUACUCCUUGUCCACUCUGCUGAAUCGCAUGGUGAUCUUGCACUACCCGGGGGAAGAAGUGAAUGCUGGAAGAAUCGGCCUGACCAUCAUCAUUGCAGGAAUGUUUGGGGCUGUGAUCUCGGGCAUCUGGCUGGAUAGGACCAAAACCUACAAGGAGACAACUUUGGUGGUCUAUGUCAUGACUCUGGUGGGCAUGGUGGUUUACACAUUUACCUUGAACCUGGGAUACCUGUGGGUAGUGUUCAUCACGGCUGGCGCCAUGGGCUUCUUUAUGACUGGCUACCUCCCUCUGGGAUUUGAGUUUGCCGUGGAGCUGACAUACCCAGAAUCAGAAGGCAUGUCGUCCGGCCUCCUCAACGUGUCUGCCCAGAUAUUCGGGAUCAUCUUCACCAUCUCCCAGGGCCAGAUCAUCGACACCUACGGAACCAUGCCUGGCAACAUCUUCCUGUGUGUGUUCCUCACGCUUGGAGUGGCCCUCACUGCAUUCAUUAGGGCAGAUCUCCGGAGGCAGAAGGCAAACAAAGAAACACCUGAGAAUAAGCUCCAGGAGGAAGAGGAGAGCAAGACCAGCAAAGCCCCCACCCCUGUGUCCGAGGAGCAUCUCUGAGAGAGAAAGGUGGUGGGACUCGGGCAACACCUGCUGCCACCUCCAGCCAGCCCCGCCCUCCUGGCCAGCACUGCGGGCUCCACUGGAGCAGCUUCUGGAGGGAAUUUCGGGAAUAACUGUGGCUUGGACGGCAGCCCCUCUGCCUCAGGGACCCCCCGCCCAGAGCUUGCGUGUCCACUUGGGGACAGUACCCUUUUCACCCAGUGCAGAUGGGCGUCCCACCCCUCCCCCUUGGCUUCUGGGAGCUGGUGCUGGGAGAGGCCAAGAGAACCCAGGGCCAGUCCUGGCCUCCUGCCUUGCCUUCCCCUGGACGGGCCCUCGGGGAAAGCCUGCACAGUUAUCAUGGAGAGAAAGCUUAUUCGGGAGAUGAACAUUUUCUAGUGUCUUAAGACUCUUAGGUGCCUCAUUCUAAGGAGUGGCAGCUGCCCCGGGCAGGGGUCCCUCUUGGGCCAUCAGACUGGCUGCUCCAGUUCUGUGGGAGAGAAAACACCCUCAGGACAAACCCCUCUGGACCCUGUGACCAUGUUCUCCUGGCUCAUGUUGGUGUCUGCCUCCAAAUCUGUUUUUUCUAAGAGCUGAUGAAACCAAACAUCAAUAAACUUGACAAAGCUGUGUUGUGACCUGAAGGAGAAGCCAAAUUCAGAGAGUCGAUCACCCUGGGAUGUGAGGGUGCCUAUGAGUAGCCCGCUUCAGGAACGAGAAGGUUCUUUGCUCCAGAAGCAGCCCUUGCCCGGCAACCUGUGUGUGUGUGUCCGUCACCUCUGCUGCCUCCAUCUGGACGCUGCCUCAGAGCGUGUUCUCCAGGGCCAGGGCCAGCCCGCCAGCUUCCUAAAACCUUUACUGAGAACUCACCUGGAUCCUUCCUCCCGCGACCUCCCAGGCCCUCCUGCGGAUGGAGGAAAGGGGCAGAGGGGAGGUGGCCCUUGAGUGGGAGGCAGGUGCUGGAUGAGGUGAGUAAGCCUCUUGAACCUCUGGUGGGGCCAGUGUCUGCACCCUCGCCCCCAGCUCUCAGUGCUCUGUUCUCAGAUGUUCUGAAUUUAAAGAGAUUCCCCUUCCCCCAGCCCAGGCUGCCCUCUCCUGCCUUGCCCGCUGUCUUUCUCUACUCCUGGGCCCGGGUAGUACCUCCUGAACAUGAGAUGUUUUGGUCACUUCGCCUGUGCGAUGGGCUCUGUGAUCGCGACCCCUGGGCUGUUUUGUGGCCACUGCUCCAGCCACAGCAUUUGGAGCAGCCUGUGUGGCAGCGGUGCUCGGAUGCUUGGGCCACUUCCCGAGGGGAGCCUGGGGUGUGCAUGUGGUUGUGUGUGUAUAUGUGUGUACCAAGAGUGUCUUCACAAUAAAAGAAGUUCACUGGGUUGUUGGGAGGAGUGAGGAGUGGAGAGACGUGGAGAGAGUGUGUGCCUUACUUUUUGAUAAGGAGAGAGUGUUUACUCUUUUAGCCCCUUAAAAUGUGUAAACAAAAUGUUUACUGAGCCCAUUGCUUUAUUUUAAAACAUAAUUUGUAUUUUCCAUUUGUAAUACCAAAUGUUUUAAUGCAAUAAAAGAUUC
Messenger RNA from Sus scrofa (pig), 3329 nucleotides. RefSeq names its product FLVCR heme transporter 2 (gene FLVCR2). NCBI's taxonomy places the organism in Eukaryota, Metazoa, Chordata, Mammalia, Artiodactyla, Suidae. Gene Ontology annotation, molecular function: heme binding; heme transmembrane transporter activity. Gene Ontology annotation, biological process: heme export; transmembrane transport. The record is from RefSeq and is marked provisional. Gene Ontology annotation, cellular component: membrane.